GCCAUGCUGUCGACUGUCGACCGGCCGAGCACAAACAAACAUUCUAAAUUUUAAAACAAUCUAUUUUUCUGGAUUUCUGGUGUGCGUAUCCCUCUUAAUUCAUUGCGAAUGGGAAGUCUAUAACUGUAACGCCAUGCCACUAUAUUUCAUUCUACAAAAUUGUAUUGUAAAUGUCGCAAAACGAAGACUCAAAAUAGUAUGACAGAACUACAAACUGUGUGAGUGUCCGUAUGCAUAUACAUAUAUUAAAAGCUUUAAAAACAUUAUCUCAUGAUAUAUAUUAUAUAAAUUUUAAUAUUAUUAGUUGAUCGCUUUAGGCUAUAUAAGUAUAUUAUAUAGCUACAUAUGUGAUAUGUAUUAAAAGCUUUAAAAACAGUAUCAUGAUAUAUAUUAUAUAAAUUUUAAUAUUCAAAUCCUUUUAGGCUAUGUAAGCAUUAUUACAUAUAGCUUUUAAUACGCAUCAAAAUAUCGAUUUUAGCAACAAUUUGAACAUAAUUAAGGGAUGAUCACGAUCCGUAACCCUAUCUUACCAGUGGUACCACUGAUACCAUUUGACAUUAUUUUCAAGGGUCCCCCAACUGCCAUGACCCUUGGUUUACGGAUGGUAAACUUACUUUCACGAUCCGUAACCAUAUCUUACCACUGGUACCACUGGUACCACUCGACAUGAUUUUGAAGGGUACCCCAACUGCCAUGGCCCUUGGUUUACCGAUGGUAAACGUACUUUCACGAUCCGUAACCAUAUCUUACCACUGGUACCACUGGUACCACUCGACAUGAUUUUGAAGGGUACCCCAACUGCCAUGGCCCUUGGUUUACCGAUGGUAAACGUACUUGCACGAUCCGUAACCAUAUCUUACCACUGGUACCACUCGACAUGAUUUAGAAGGGUACCCCAACUGCCAUGGCCCUUGGUUUACGGAUGGUAAACUUACUUUCACGAUCCGUAACCAUAUCUUACCACUGGUACCACUCGACAUGAUUUUGAAGGGUACCCCAACUGCCAUGGCCCUUGCUUUACGGAUGGUAAACUUACUUUCACCAUCCGUAACCAUAUCUUACCACUGGUACCACUGGUACCACUCGACAUGAUUUAGAAGGGUACCCCAACUGCCAUGGCCCUUGCUUUACGGAUGGUAAACUUACUUUCACGAUCCGUAACCAUAUCUUACCACUGGUACCACUGGUACCACUCGACAUGAUUUUGAAGGGUACCCCAACUGCCAUGGCCCUUGCUUUACGGAUGGUAAACUUACUUUCACGAUCCGUAACCAUAUCUUACCACUGUUACCACUGGUACCACUCGACAUGAUUUUGAAGGGUACCCAAACUGCCAUGGCCCUUGGUUUACGGAUGGUAAACGUACUUUCACCAUCCGCAACCAUAUCUUACCACUGGUACCACUGGUACCACUCGACAUGAUUUAGAAGGGUACCCCAACUGCCAUGGCCCUCGGCUUACGGAUGGUAAACUUACUUUCACGAUCCGUAAUCAUAUCUUACCACUGGUACCACUGGUACCACUCGACAUGAUUUUGAAGGGUACCCCAACUGCCAUGGCCCUUGGUUUACGGAUGGUAAACUUACUUUCACCAUCCGCAACCAUAUCUUACCACUGGUACCACUGGUACCACUCGACAUGAUUUAGAAGGGUACCCCAACUGCCAUGGCCCUUGGUUUACGGAUGGUAAACGUACUUGCACGAUCCGUAACCAUAUCUUACCACUGGUACCACUGGUACCACUCGACAUGAUUUAGAAGGGUACCCCAACUGCCAUGGCCCUUGGUUUACGGAUGGUAAACUUACUUUCACGAUCCGUAACCAUAUCUUACCACUGGUACCACUCGACAUGAUUUAGAAGGGUACCCCAACUGCCAUGACCCUCGGUUUAUGGAUGGUAAACUUACUUUCACGAUCCGCAACCCUAUCUUACCAACCGUACCACUGGUACGGAUGCACUGUACAACAGACACAAAUCGACAACAAUACCAAUGGUAGAUGGUAGAUUUAUGAAAUUUACCAUUCGUAUCGUAUCGUGGUAUUGGACCAUGUUCAAAUCGUUGUAGAAAUCGCAGUGAAAAUUGCAAGUGUAAACAGGCCUUUGUGUUUAUGGAAGUAUAAAUAUUCACUAAAGCAUAAGCAAGAAUAUAUCAAGUGGAAUCUGUUGAAUUAAUCGCUGUUUUUAUAGUGCGUACAAAUACGAACGACAAAUACUAUCGGAUUUCAUAUUAAGUCUAAUACUGCUAUAUUUCACUAUAUUUUAGAUAGUAUUUUAAUGCGUUUCGCAGUUUUAUAGGCUACGCUUCAAAUUUUGUAUUUGCAUGUAUAUUUCGUAUAUGCGAUAACACAUCUUUGAUUUGCAAUCACUACAAACAGUAUUUUAAAACGUUCAUGACGUGUGCUUCUUAAAGGCAGCAUUUACUACAUUUUAGGUAACCUAGUUUGUAUUUGUAGUUCAACAUGUCAGACACAGACAGACAACUUCCCGCACGAAAUAAAUUUGAUUAAUUGCUCGUGACUUUGAAAUUUAUACUUUUUUAAAUAAAUUUGAUGCAAUCCAAAACCUGUACUGAUAAGAUUUGACAUAAACCCAUAGCAUAAACCUCGAAAAUCGAAAUAAAUAACACAGUAUACGCGAUCGACUGUCAGCAUUUCAUUCAGCUCACACAACAAUAUCAAAUUUCUCCCUAAAUAUUCGUUUCUUUCUAUGCUAACCACAAUAAUAAUUUAAGCUUAUAUUGCCUCUGCAGGCAGUUGUAGUAGUUUGAUAUUCCAAUCCUUUGUUUCCGAAAAAUAGUCGAUUUUGUGAUCAAAAUGUACAUUUCGUAAUACAAAUCCCUAUUGCACUGACUGGCUUUCACUGGCUGCGAGCUUGAGAAUCCCGCGCGUGCGCACUGAAAAUUGGUUACGUUUUGUGCACGCGAGUUGCCCUUCUAUUCAUUUCUUAUUUUAUGACCUGAUCAUUCAUUCUGAGAUUGGACCGCCUGUGGUUCUAUUUGCUUUUAAUGCCCGCAGCAAUCCCUACCUUGCAGGUACCCUAGUAUUAAUCAUUAAUUGCACAAUUAUUAUUUACUGCGCGAUUAUUUCUUUUAUGCAAGAGAAAAUCGCUUUCUUUAAAAUUCAACUUCAUUUUGUCAAGAGUUCUUAAUUCUUUUGUAAGCAACUUGGCAUAAUUUAAUUGCUGCCGCAGCGAGCGAGCAAGGCAGCAGACUAAAAUCGUACAGCUACUCAAAAUCUCAAUUUUGCUAGAGCCGCAAAGCAUGUUGGUUGAAAGUCAUUUUACCAACAUGCAACGCGCGGCUAUAUGAACGAAUUCCAUUCGAGCACGUGUUCUCUCAGUUCUCGAGAGUUCAGAGUGGACAAACAAAGUUUAGUAACUCAACAAGCGUACCGUAUGCGUAUGGAUUGCUGCGGAAUUAAGAGUAAAUAGAACUAUAUAGUACAAAUUACUGAUAAAGCACAAUUAUUACUCGCAUGCGUGCAUGCAGCGAGCCAAGACCAGGGGUUAAAGGGUAAUCACUGGUGACAUAUAUUAAACAUGUGCGUCUCAUUGAACACUUGCGUGUGAAUGUUUUAUGUUUAUGGAGGUAUAAAUAUUCACUAAAGCAUAAGCAAGAAUAUAACAAGUGGAAUCUGUUGAAUUACGCGCUGCUUUUAUAGUACGCGUACAAAUACAAACGGAAAAUACUAUCGAGUAUCGGAUUUCAUAUUAAGUCUAAUAGUACUACUAUAUUGCACUAUAUUUUAAGGCCUGUUUACACUUGCAAUUUUUGCUGCGAUUUUAAGUGCGAUUUUUUCUGCUGACGUGAUGGCGACGUAAAAUCGCCAAUGUAAACACACUUCCAGUGCAACUUCACUGCAACAAGCUGCAAAUAUUUUGAUCGUGAUCGAAAUUUAUCGCAACUCGCUGCAUGCGGUUUUUCAAAAGCUAUGACCGUGCUACCCCUCAACGGCAGGCAUUGUCACCUUUAAUAAAGGCUUUAAUAUCGAAGCCAAGCAACAUAAACUUACAUUAAAUAAUUACAAUUCUUCACCUUCACGCUGUUUUUAAAAGCAAUAAUUGCACAGAUAAAUCUAGCUUACUAUAUAAUUAUAAAUGCAGUUAACUAACAUGACAUAUGAAAUAAAAAACGAAGUACAACAAACUACUGCAAUACUGAAUACUAUCAAUAUAUUUACCGCGUUCACUUUGGUCUUUGUCUUUGUAGUAACUUUAGAACAAAAAGUGUUUCUAUUCAUUUGUAUGCGAGUGGUAGUUCAAUACAGAAAGUUUCAGACCCACUUUGCAUGACAUAACUCAUAUUAAAGUCUUGGCUUUUAUACGCUGUAUUUUUAUAGAAUAAACUAAGGCUGCGUCCAGACUGGGUGCCCGGCACUGGUGCCCGGCACUUGUUUUGGCUCCCAGUUUGAACAUGACGCUUUCAAAUGAAAUUGGGCACAGUGCCCAAGAACGGGAACUACCUCUAGAGGUAGUACUCAACAACGGCACUGUGCUCAACAUGUUUUGUGAACCAUUUUGAACAUUGGGCACCAGUGCCGGGCACUCAGUCUCAGCCAAUCACUAGUCAGAAAACAACAGUAAACAACCUAAUUAGAACAAAAUGUUUGUAUUGCUUGUAAACUUGAAUGAAGUAUUGAAAAUUUAACUCGAUAUACAAGCCGGUAAAAUGGAAAAAUCGCUGCAAAUUGCAGUGUUGUCGCACCAAAGUUGCAGUCAAAAUCGCAGGGUGUUUACAUUGGAGAUUUCAAAAAAUCGCCGUAGAAAUCGCAGUGAAUAUUGCAAGUGUAAAUAGGCCUUUAGAUAGUAUUUUAAUAACGUUUCGCAGCCGUUUAGGCUACGCUUCAAAUUUUCGGUAUUUGUAUAGGCCUAUUUCGUAUAUUCGACAACACAUCUUUGAUUUGCACUCACUAUAGACAGUAUAGUUUUAAAACGUUUUUGGCGUGUAAGGGCCUGUUUACAUGGAGGCGAGUUACCCGGCAAGGCGAGUUACUAGGCAAAGGCGAGUUCCCGGCUAUUAUAGAAACUUAUAGUAAUCCCGGGUGACUGUUUAAUAAGCGCCGAGCAAUUCACGAAAACUUAUCUAUCGAUUCGUAUGUAUUUUUGAGCUAUUAUAUUUCAAAUGCAGAGCAAAUACAUUCUACUCGGGCGGCCGAGUUACCCGGGCAAAGUGUUUAGGCCUACGUGGAAAAUAUUCAUCCGCCAUUUCGGCGUCAUGCGGCAACCAUGCGACAAAUGCCGAGUAACCCGGUUUCAUAUAAACAGAGCGCUUGUUUAUCCCGCCUGGGCGAGUAACUCGCACUCCUAGCAGUGCGAUUCGGGCUGAAAUCGCAUCUUCUUUCAACCGAUCACAUUAGAGUGGUGACUUCAGCCAACCAAUUAUAUUUAAUCAUAGGAUUCAAACAGCCAAUCCAUUUUAAGGAAAAUGUUAUAUGAUGGCAAAUGAGCAAGAACCAAAAAUUUACCUAUGUCAUGAUUUAUACUCUUGACUCUUGAGUGCCUAAGCAAUUUUUUGCACAUAAAAGCAAAAAAAUAUGGAUAGGUACAGUAAACUAUCAAAGAAUUGCAAAGAAUUUUAAAUUUUUUGCAAUUUCACAAAUAGUACAACAGGCAAAAAUGCCAACAAAAGCAACUUUAAAGAGUCAGGGAGAACAAAGAUAAACUCGCCUACCGUAUUUCCAAUUUUAAACGCACAAAACUGAACAAAAACUCUUUCAAAUCACGUCGUAAAACCUACAAUAUGUUUAAACUAAUACUUGUGUUGUCUCUUAUUCUUUAUAAAUGUCUUAAUUUCUUAAACAUUUUUGUAGUGUUUUGAACGUAUUAUAAACAAACAUCUUGCUUGCUUAUUGUUGCUAUGCUACAGCCCUCAGGGAGGUACCGGAGGUGUGUCUUUUGCAAACAAAAACGUUUCCGGUUUACAAAAAUAUUUAAGAUUUAAAAAUGAAUAUAAUAAAGUGGAAAUUGAAUUUCGUGCCGUGCAAUUUUGGAAUGAAAUCAAACUUGUGAUUACAAAUCGCACUCCUUCAUCGCGGUCGUGCGAUUUUGUAAUCACGCUUUUGAUAUUUCAGUCCAAAUUUCAGUCCACUCAGUUCAAUUAUCAUUAUGUAUACUGUGUUCUAUAAUCUACCACAGAAUCUACUAACACGUAUCUUGUCUUCCAAUAGAUAAAUUGAUUUGUGACGAGAACAAAAUGAAGAUAUUUAUUCCGAAAUCAUUUCUCAAUGUUUCUUCAGUCUUACAAUUACAACUACUCGAGAGUUCGUGCAAACCUCAGAGACAAAGACCUAUUACGUCUUCACCACUUCACUCACUGCAUGUGGUACAACUAUGACAACAAAAAAUAACGGCAAAACAGUUUCAUUUCAUAACAGAGUUGUUGAAAGAUUACCAGGAUUUGGUAAAUCGAUUUCAAGAUCUAAAGAAAUCAAUUUUCCCAUCAAAUGUAAUUACCCUCGAAGUUAUCUUCUCUCAUCCGCAACGUUUGGUCUCGCCAAUUUUUCCGUCUCUCCAAGCGAUGCCAGUGGAAAAGGUAACAUGUCGGUAAAAAUGGGACUUUACAAAGACCAGUCAUUUAGUAAACCACUUGUUGGAGAUCCAUCACUGAACGAACGUCUUUAUGUUGAAAUUGGACCGAACGCGACAAACUCGAGUUCGGAGAAGUCAUCAUUUGGAAUAAAGUUAAACGAAUGUUACGUCACUUCAAAGAGUCACUUGGAUGAAUUUAAAUAUCUCUUGAUUGAACGCGGGUAAGUCAAUUAACAAGAUUAGCUAGAACAAUGGUAGAAUUUCUGGAAAAAAAACCCAACAAUGUUUCUCUGUUUUAACAAUGGAACUGUGCAAGUGUAUUACACAUAUAGUGCCGAUUUCCCAGGAAAUUUGGCCGCUCUAAAAUCUCCACACGGGGACAUGUUUCCUAUGAACUAUGCCCUUUCUUCACAAAGUGAAGCUCCUGGCCCCCUUUUAAGACUGAAAAAAUCUAGGAAUAAUCUAUAUGUUAAAACAUUAGCAGCCGAUCUUUAUCUGAUAUACAAACACGAGCAGAAGAAUGACUUCAUUGGCGCGCGAAGUAAUUUUGAAAAUAAACAUUGUCUGAGGGCAUGUUUAUAUGGAAGCCGGGCUGGCGCUAAGCGAGACAUGCCAGGUAAGCGAGAUCUCGCUGUGUAGUUAUUUUUAUAGUAGAAAUUAUCGUGCGUUUAUAUGGACAAACGGGCUGGCCCGGUUGCCGAGAUCUCGCUUGAAAAAGGCGAGAUCUCGCCUACCGGGAUGGAAAUUUCUCCAUAUAAACACUCACAAGCGGACUAGUCCGGAUGAAGGUUCAAAGAUACCGCCGCAAGCUAUUUUUAACAACUGUCAAAACAAUACAAUGUAACAAAAUUGUCCCAGCAAGCGAAUGAAAUUUUCUCAUAUAAACACAAGAGAAAUUCAUCUCGCUUACCGGGCUGUCUCGCUAAGCGGGCCAGCCCGGCCUCCAUAUAAACAGGCCCUAAGCCGACAAAAUCAAAGCUGAAGUUUAUGCCGGUAAAUCAGGACAAAUCUUUAUCCGAUUUACAAGCAUUCAUUGAUUAAACGUUCAUUUCUUUUGUAUUUUCCUCAUGAAUUAUUAAUGUUUUUUUAAAUAUAUUUAAAAACCCGUAUGAAUUUUCAGUAUUAGAAGAAUAUAAUGAUGUUCUAAACCAUGUAAACGUCGAAUUAAAUAAACAUUCCAAAACUUAGGUUAUAGGCAUCAGCGCUUAAGGCCAUGUUACACGGUGCAAUUUUUCUUGCAACCUGCAAUGCAUUAUUUUGAAAAAUAAAUAUUGCAAGUUGCAGUGUAAUGUCAGACGAGAGUGCAACUUGUUUUGCGACCUGCAAUCUCGCGCCAGCAUUAAUUCUUCUUUUCCUUUCUUUGCCCAACUCUCACCGCUCUUCCAUAGGCAAGGACAAUUUUCCAUUUCCUCCAAAAUGGCAAUUUUGUCAAAAUCUGUUAAUUUUGUCGUCUUCGCCAGGUCAUUUGCCGGUUCACUUUAAUUUUAUUCUUCUUCUUCGUUCAUGGUUUGAUCGAAGCUCAACAAUAAGUCCGCCAUUUUGAAUUGCCAAAAACUCAUCCUGAUUGCAGGCUAUGAAGCUUUCUGAUUGGCUAAUUUCUUAAGUAUUGCGAGACAAGUUGCAGAUGGGGAUGUUAGACGCUGCAACUUGUCUCGCAGCAUUGCAAAAAGUAGAAGCCGGUGCCCCAGGAUUUUCGCCCCCCCCCUACAUUUUCGCCCCCCGGGGGGCGAAAUUCCUAGGAAUAUCGCCCGCCUAGGGGGGCGAAAAUCCUAGGAAUUUCGCCCCCCUUUAGGAAAUUCGCCCCCCUUUAGAAACUCCACCUUUUCUUUAGGAUUUUCGUCCUCCGUUCAAAAUUUCGCCCUUCCUAACAGUUGCAUGGGAUAAUUAUUACAUGGCUUUAAUCAUUUGAAAUCAGUAUCAAUUCAAAAUUGUUAAGACAGAGCUUGAAAUAACAACCGAUCACCGAUCGGCAAGGAAUUGCUUAUGAUCGGCGGAAAAGCAGGGUUUCGGUUUCCAACCUGAAAAAAGCAGGGAAAGUCACGACUGCCGAUCAAUUCAAGCCCUGCAUGUAAGAAUACAAAUUUACAAUUACAUGUAUCGAAAUGGUUUUACAAAGUUACAGUAGAUCAAUACUCAAUAGGACUUAUGAUGCUUCACAGCACACAUGCAUAUUUUGCAUUUUCAGUGUUAAUCCUUAAACUCAUUGUUAAAAAGUAAUCACCGUGGUGGUUAUUGUAAUUAUUGGUAUUGUUUUGCAUCCACGUUUUGUCGUUAUCGGAAAAUGUAUGGUUUGUCACUUUUUUUACUUGCAUUAUUUCAAUAUAGUUUGUAAAUCUCAGAAGCGAAGGGUAGAACUUGCCAAUAGGCAAUAAUCCAAUAAUAUACGUUUCAAAAAAGACAAGAAAGCUUUCAGUUUUGCAGAGUUACAUUCUCAAAUGUUCAAGGCAUGCACUAAUAAAAUCAAAGAAUCAUGAAAUUAUUUGAAUAAACCACACCACAUAUAUAAUGCAAUUUUCUUUGCGGAAGUGAAGAAUCAAGAUUACAUCACUGACACGGAAAGUUGACGAUUCAACGGACAAUAGUCAAUACGCUUCUCAACACAUUCCAUUGAUUUUUUACUAAUCCUAUAGUUUGUUGUUAGCAAGUGAUUACUGUGGCGGCUAUUGUUAACACUCGUAUUGAUAAAAUUUGCAAGCAAUUGUUUUUAUAAUAUGUUAUGUGAAUGUAAACUGCCAGAAGAAUACGACAACAUGAUCGUUUUGUUUUUAGAUCAAAAAUUCAAAAUUUAUAUGGGGGGGGGGGCGAAAUUCCUAAAGGGGGGCGAUAUUCCUAGGAGAUUCGCCCCCCUGGGGGCGAAUAUCCUAGGAAUAUCGCCCCCCUUUUGAGAGGGGGGCGAAUCUUCUGAGGGAGGCGAAUCUCCUGUGACAGAGCCGGUCCAACUUUCCAUGCAACUUGCAAUGCAAUUUUUUAAUUCAAGACGUGUUAGAUGCAAUCUGCUUUGCAACUUGCAACGCAAGCCAUUGCAUCGCAGGUUGCAAGAAAAAUUGCACCGUGUAACAUGGCCUUUAAAUUCCUGACGCAUGGGCACCUACAACCUUGGACAUAACUGGUUGAGACUAUUUUCCCCCUAUAGAAAAUUCGCGUAUUUUUAUGAUAAACUCCAUGUAGAAUCAUGUUGCCAUUCUUAAACCCCCACUCCCCCAACUCAAUGUUGAGCUUGUAUCAUGGUAUAUUACCAAAAGUUGUUUCGGCGUUGUUCACAAUAUUGAACUGGGGGGGAGGGGGAGACAAAGUUUGUUUUAUCAAUGUUCAAUAACUUUGUAAUAUUAGCUGGAAUGGUCUCAAGGGUUUUGUCCAAGAUUGUAGCUCUUGGUUGCCAAAAAUGUAUUUGCAUGGAAGCAGUUGGUUACAAUUUAGUUUAAAUAUAGUUGCAAUAUUUAUUGCACCCGCUUUCAAAAUUACGCGGCAUAACCGAAAUAGCUAUGGUUGACAUGUCAGUUUUAUGCACAUGCUCAUGAAGUUCAACUAAAUUAAAUUGUUCACAACUGUCACUUUUGUGGUUUGAAAUAUUAAAUAAAAAUAUUCCCUUUAAGGCAAGGUGGUUUGUUUGAUACACAAUUAAAUUUAAGGUUAAAUUUUUCAAACUUUAAAUUAAAGUCAUUCACGACACAUAAUUAUUUCGUAUGUGAUGAUUUGUUUCUUUUAGUGUAUAUAUCUAUAGCUGGUUUUGGUUCAAUGUUCUCCUUUAAUUAGGUAUCAAAAACUGUUAUUAAUGCCUGUUGUUUACAUUUACUAUUUUGAUCGGUUCCUGUGUCAUAAGACCUACAUUUCAACUAAGAUUAUUUUUGGGCAGGUCGCGCAAAUUUUGAAAACGAUCGUAAUUAGGAAUCUGGAAAUUAGUCACGGUUGUCAAGAUGAAGAACUAUAGCUGUAUAUCUACAGCGCAGUGUUUCGUUUUUGUAAAAUCUGUCCAUGUUUAGUCAUAUUUCGUCACAUCAUCAAUGUACUGUAUGCAUGUAUCCUUGAAAAUCCAUUCUCUUUUAACUAUAAAUUGUUGUCAACUGUUUCAUAUUAACAAACCUGACGACAAACACAAGGAAAAAAACCAAAAAAAAACGCACGAAAGAUGUCGCGAUUUGCAAAGAAUUGCAUGUAUACCCAUAUGUAUAUAGGAUCAUUGGUAUACUUAAUAAUAUACUUUGCAUAUAUUACUGAAAAUUGGCCUAUCUUAAUUUUGUUUCAUGGAUUUCGAUGUAGAUGCAAAAAGGACAAAACCGUAAAAUUUCAUAAAUCAUCAGGAGACACUACAAGAUUUAGCUUCCUGGUGUUUCGUUUCCGUGGCUUACAUCAUUACAACACACGUGUUCACUGCAGAGUCAGUGUGUGUGAGAAAAAGAAUAAAUCGUGUCACUUGGGAUGUCGAUCAUCAAAGCGUAUGUUAUCUCCAGCGGAUGAUAAAAACAUGAGAUAUUUCUAUUAAACAUGCACUUGGUAAGUUUUCAAUGACUCUACUUUUCUUAUGUGAUUGUAAGAGUCGUUUGACAAAAAAAGCUUUAAAAUGUGCUAUAAAUAUCCGUAGGCCUAUCAUUAAAUUGUGGGCUGAUUUUAACAAUGAUAAAAUGUCUUUCAAAUAAUAAAUUAUAAUGAAACUGAAAGUAAAACGAAGAGUAUAUGAAGGAUAUUAUUACGAUAACGACGAAAUACACGUUUUUUCAUAUUGUGGAAUUUACACGAAAAUUGUGUGUAAGAUACACGAACACGUAUUGGACAAAUACAUAGUCUUGCACACCGCUUACGACGCUUACGAACUAUUUUGCAUUUCUUUUUACCAUGCAGCUUCCCGAGACGGCAUAUCAUCAAAGAUGAAAAAUGGAAUUGGAUAACGGACAAUGCAUACUUGGAUAUACCCACAUGUAUUCUCAUCUUCUUUAUAAAGUACAAAAUAUAUAAUCAUGGACUGUGGAAUCAAUACCAUGCGAAUACGCAGUAAUACCAUAAAUAUAACCAUUAAUUCAGUAAAACCAUGAUACUGAUCUUUAAGUUUAUCGUUGUUGGUAGUUUUGAGAAAUUGCGUGGUAACAUAUUUUUUUUAUUAUAGGGGUUAAAUAUAUAACUGGGGUUUUAGUUAAGAUUGAAAAAUCAUUCUUAUAAUUUAGUUAAUGGCUGAUGAUUGAGAAUGGUGUAGUAGAACAAGUAUAUUAAAAUAAAAUCAAACUGAAAACGUACAGCAUACAGUAUAUGUUAAACAGCUAAUAAUACACAUUAAAAUAUUACUG
Molecule: messenger RNA, 11802 nt
Organism: Paramuricea clavata
Lineage: Eukaryota; Metazoa; Cnidaria; Anthozoa; Malacalcyonacea; Plexauridae
Source: the annotation of a GenBank genome assembly